Molecule: messenger RNA, 3837 nt
Organism: Wyeomyia smithii (pitcher-plant mosquito)
Lineage: Eukaryota; Metazoa; Arthropoda; Insecta; Diptera; Culicidae
Gene: Ras85D
Product: ras-like protein 1
Exons: 7
Coding region: 1096-1668 (190 amino acids)
Biological process (GO): epidermal growth factor receptor signaling pathway; Ras protein signal transduction
Cellular component (GO): plasma membrane
Molecular function (GO): GTPase activity; GDP binding; GTP binding
Source: RefSeq, a predicted model, not a curated record
CAUAGUAUUGCGAGUGUCAUUAGCUAAAGCAUAUUAUAGAAUUGGUUUGGUUUGUGAUACAGCAUACGAUUCGAACGAUUCGAAGCAUUUGUAGUAGUUCGAUUGGACAUUUUGUGAAGUAUUAUUUUUUUACAAGAAAAUAUUGAAUACAAACUGCAGUAGAUUAUUGUUCGAAAGAGAGACGAUUGUAAAACGCCACUUUGCCGGAGUCUGUUAAAUGACGUGAGUGUUGUGAGCAUAAACCUGUGCAUAGAAAAAUACAGAAAAGAAGAAGCAUUGCCUCACUUCUCGCGUCGUAUCGGUCUGGACAGCAGAACAAAAGUAAAUUAAUUUUUUUUUUUUUGAGAAUCGAUUGAAGCAAAAUACCAUUCGGAUAGAAUGGAAAUACUGGGUUUUUUUGAAUAGGGUAAACAAUUACACAUUGUGUAUGACUGAUUGUUUUAUUUGUGCUAACUUGAUUUGGAAAACGCCCUUUUUCGACUAAAAACCAUCGUCAUUAGUUUGAAGAAAAAUAGGUAGCAAGUGUGGAACAAAACCGGAAAAUUUGGCUGAGCCAUCGCAAAGAAGCUCGAUAAGUGAACGACUGAAUACAUUCUUGCCUCACCUUAUGCUUUGUCAGACUUGAGCUAUUUUUUUUGUUAUACCUCCACUUGUUGUUUUGCUAGUGAUGCGAAAUGAGCCAUGAUUUGGCUAAAGUAUAAUAUAAGUUUACUCAUUAAUUGAACAAUACCUGUCCCGUAAAAGAAUCGUGAAUAAUGUCUAUAUGGUAAAUGAAAAAAGUUUUAACUCUUGAUAGCGGACAUUUUGGAAUAACUCAGCAAAAAAGUGUGUUGAAUGAUUAGUUAUUACUAAUCGCGUCUUCGCAAAUACUAGCAAGCAACGCAGACGGAUAAAUAUUAUGUUUGAAUGCAGCUUUUUGGUGGAUUCCGACCGGGAUUAAUCGAGUAUAGUACUGUGAACGAAAAGUUGGGCGUGCACUCAAUCAUAAAGAAUAUUCGAAUGGUGCGUGUUUUAAACAGUAUAAAAUACUGUUCCAUUCAAAGACUUAGAUAUUAAAAACGUCCCCCUUCGUUCACUGGAAUUUCGACUUAAACAAUGACGGAAUACAAAUUAGUAGUGGUAGGUGCAGGAGGCGUUGGAAAGUCGGCUCUCACGAUACAGCUCAUACAAAACCAUUUUGUGGAUGAAUAUGAUCCCACAAUUGAGGACUCCUAUCGGAAACAAGUUGUCAUUGAUGGUGAAACCUGUCUAUUAGACAUCCUGGAUACUGCUGGUCAAGAAGAAUAUUCAGCUAUGCGUGAUCAAUACAUGAGAACAGGGGAGGGGUUCCUCCUGGUUUUCGCGGUGAAUAGUGCCAAAAGUUUCGAAGAUAUUGGAACAUAUAGAGAGCAGAUAAAGCGCGUAAAAGAUGCCGAAGAAGUUCCCAUGGUUCUGGUUGGAAACAAAUGUGAUUUGCAAGCAUGGGCAGUCGAUAUGAAUCAGGCGAGAGAUGUGGCGAAGCAGUACGGUGUUCCAUUCGUUGAAACGUCUGCAAAAACCCGAAUGGGAGUUGACGAUGCCUUUUACACACUUGUCCGCGAAAUCCGUAAAGACAAGGAAAGAGGGAAAAAGAACCGAAAGCAUAACAAGCUAGGACCGGGUCGCCGUUUCAAGUGUCGGCUGCUGUAAUUUCAUUUCAAUUACAUAAAUGAGAAUCGAGUGCUGCCCCUCUAACGACUGCUACCCAAAGGAAGGAAAUCUGUGAGCCCUUGUACGAUCGCACAAAGCUAACACUCAAUUAAGUUGCGUUAUCGCCUUGUUCAAACAUUUAACAGAAAUUGAAAAAAAAUCAUUAAUCAAGUUCAAGCUUUUCACCGUGAAUCAGGUAUUGGUAUUCUUGCUCGAGACGCAUGUUUCUAUAUUUACCUGGCCCGUUUAUAUAUACCAUAUAAAGUUGGUAAUAAAAUUGAAACAAACUGCUGGUAACUUAUUUUCAACGUUUCUGGAUUAACAAGCAUUCGAGUUUUAACGCAAUAUUUGUGACAACCGAGCAACGUGAUUGUCUUAAUAAUUAGUUGUAUUUUGAAACCAGACAAGAUUAAAUAAUUUGUUUGCAUUAGGUUAAACUCAGUUUGUUUCUCGUCUCGUUGUAAAAAAACCUCACUGAAAAGAAACCGAGAAUUAUAGGUAUACAGCAACUUGAAUUUUGCCAAGAGCAUGACGGUAUGUGAACUCGAUUUCAAUAUGAUCGAGUCAUUAACCAAUUUAUUUUGCCAUUUCGAAGAGUAACGCAUAGAUACGCGGAGAUUCCAAUUUUGUACAUGAAAGCAAAAUUUUAAUUAUAAAAAAAAAAACAAUUUUGCAGCUUGAGCAAAAGCGGUAAACGAUUUAUUGUGGUUCGAAUCAUACUAACUGCAAAGUUAUUACUAGAAUAUUAAUCGAUGCGCAUAGAAAACCUUAUAUCACACAAGAAUAAAAGUAUCACUAACUGUUACUUUCUCAGUACUCUUUAGAGUUACUUUAUGAUAUUUUGUAACUGUGGAAUCACUGUCUUCGAAAUAUUGUUUACCAUUUUAAAUUAUGCUCGUAGGCCGCUAGUAAUAAUUAUGUAUUGAAUUUGCAUGCCCAAUUCUCGUAACUCUUAACAAGAUAAAACACAUUUACGUAAAUCUAUAAGCUACGCGUGGCUUGCUUAAUCAAGAUAAACUCCAUUCAAUAAUCCAUUCACAGUGAAGGCAAAUAUUUUUUCUACACUGCUCGUCAUAUUAUCACAUCAACAACUCAUUUCGUGCUUCAAACGAAACAUCAAUCGGCUCUCGCAGCAUUAAGAACACUCACUCGGUCGGCAUUUGAAUCUUUUAAUGCCAUUUGGCAUCAUUCGCCAGGUUUACGUUCAAGGUGUAAGUGAUCAACAGAUUCGAUGGGAAGUUAAAUGGACGCAACAGUAGUGAUGUGUAUUCUACCUACUAAUUUUACGCUGCUUAUAAGUAAGUACAUACAUCACUGUAUUCAAAACAGUAAAGACCAUCAUGGUACUAAUGCAUUACUUGUACGUACCAAAAUUACCAUGACUACAUAGUCGUGUACCGAAUAUUAUUCCUAUAUACCUAAAGACAAAUAAUCAAUCUGCGCUCAAGUGUUCCAAAAAAAUUGAAUACGGUCAAGUUAUUUCGAAUUGCCAAAGUAGAAAUGAUCGCGUCGACAUGAACGCAGAAACCUAAUACUACCUACUAUUGAAAAGAAUGUAACUAUAAUGUAUUGUACUUAUAUCUGGGUAAGUUUUGUAUGUACUUUCUUAUAAGAAGUAUUUACUUGGCAAAGUGUAAUUACGCAUGGGAAAAAUCAAAUGGUGGUUGGUACACUCUAGUUGAGAAGGCAGCGUAAAGCUGCAGAAUCUCACAUUGCGCAUCGCAAUACCAAUUGCAAGAGAAAAUUAUAAAUGAAGGCACUAAACAAAUGUUGUUUAUCUAAUUUGCAUGAAUUUUAAAUCUUUCGAAAGUAAUAUUGCUUGUUUAGCAAAUAAAAUCGACAUCGUUAGGAACGCAAAAUAGGGCAUACUUCAAGCACUCAGCUGAACUUGUGUAAGUACCGGCAAAUAUGUUUAUUAAAAAUGCCUGCAACAAAAAUGUGCAACCAAACCUUAGGGUAAAGGUUAAUGCAUCAGUAAUCUGAACAUUGAAAAUUUGAGAAAAAAAAUGAACGGAUAUAUAUAUUUUUAAGUGCACUGCUCGUGCUUAUGAGAGGUUUCCAGUGCGGUGUGUAAACAUAAUGGAGGAAUUCUAAUGUAUAAAAAAGUCACGAAUGGAAAACGAUUGAAGUCAAAAUAAUGAUUAAAUAAAAUUGAUUCAUUAAUAACAA